Molecule: messenger RNA, 12828 nt
Organism: Drosophila gunungcola (fruit fly)
Lineage: Eukaryota; Metazoa; Arthropoda; Insecta; Diptera; Drosophilidae
Gene: Sdb
Exons: 6
Coding region: 607-12672 (4021 amino acids)
Biological process (GO): microtubule anchoring
Cellular component (GO): sperm flagellum; centriole; cytoskeleton
Molecular function (GO): microtubule binding
Source: RefSeq, a predicted model, not a curated record
GACGCGAUCAGUACGUUUUGAGUUGUGCUUCGCGACGGUUGGUGAUCUUAAAAGUGCUCCGAACACGAACAGUGCCCGCAGUCUCUCGGUUUUGGUGAUUUUUUUUUUGGCUCUGCAUCUGUAUCUGUAUCUCGAUCGGCUCCAACCCGCUGCAUCCGUGACUCUCUCCCCACCUACGAGCGUGUGUGUGUGUGUGUGUGUGUGUGAGCAAGAGUGCUAAGCUUUUUGCUCACACGUCUAACUGUCGCUAGUGUGUGCGUGUGUUGGUGCCUUAACUUGAACUAUGGUUCGCCUGUUCGUGUGCGUCUAAUAAAUAUAUAUUUAAAAAUAAGUAUUUCGACAUUCCGCCGUGAAAAUUAUGUGACACACCAGUCCAGAUCCCAAAACAACCACGUCCCAUUCAUUCGCGCAAUAUUAUUAAAAAGCCAUCCGAGUGCCAAAAGCAACGAAGCGAGCAAUAAUUGUGAUUAAUAGCAACGAAACAAACGAAUACGGACCGCAAAUUAGCCCCAUAAGGCCACUCAAAUAGCAAUAGUCCAGCCAGGUGCAUUAUUCACGGCUCCCAAACGGUGAUUACCUCAUCUGUAUCAGCGCUCCGCCAGCAAAAUGGUAUCAAAAAGCAAUAAAAAGAAACAAGUGUCUCAGCAGCAGGCGUCGACGUCGCAGUCGCCGCCAGCCACCUCGACCACGACAACAACGUCGUCGGCCGAGGCCACGAAGCUUACCAAAAAACUGGGCCCCGAUGCGUUCGCCACUCUGACCACCAGCAACAGCUCCACUUCCAUGCAGCACGAGUCGGUGUCGUAUGGUGAGCCUGUGGCCAGCACCUCGGCUGCUUCCCUUCCAGCGGCCGGAGUCAGGAGCUACAGCAGCCGGAGCCAGAGCCUGAGCAAGAGCAAGGCCUCCCAGUCCCAGCAUUCCUCCUCCUACACAGAGCAUUCGCAAUCUCAGUCCCAGCUGCAGUCGCAGUCGGAGUCGCAGUACAGCAGCAAGAUCUCGCGGGAUUAUGCCAACGAGAAGGUCAUCUCCUCGAUCGAUUUGCUUGAAAGUGAAAAGAAGGAGCCAGUAUUCUCGGUGCCCAUUGAGGUGGUGGAAAUCACAACACCUACGCUAUCCGUCUCCGCCAGCGGGGGCAGUGUCUCGAAAAUGUUCACGUCCUCAUCGAUGUCUUCCAGCCAACAGCAGCAGCAAGCCAGCAGCUCCAGCUCGUACUUCCAAGCCACAACCAGUUCCAGCCGGAGCGCCAACGAAACGCUGAUUGCGAGUGAGAGAGCCGAUACGGCUACCGGUAUGACAUCAUCCGGGCCGCGGAAACAGGUUGGCUUCGAUACAGACACCAAGACAGUGACAAAUACCAGCAGCAGCAGUAACAUCAGCACCAGCACGAAAACAAACACAAACAUAAACAUCAGCGGCAACAGCACUUUGAGAGAAUCUCAGAGCGUGCCAAAGCUGCCGACGAGCGGAACAGCUGAUGGUCCCGCAUCGGUGACGUUGCAAGGCUACACCGAACCGGUUGCCGCGUCGUCUGGCGCGACCACAACAAAGGCGACGUCAUCGGUGCGACGCAAAGAUGAACUGCAAACGGCGAGCACGGGCACAGCUGUUGAUAGAGCUACGUCAUCGUCAUUGGUCGACCAGCAUAGAUCUAGCACAGAGGUCAGCGAGAGUUCCGUUCUCAAAAGCUCUAGCAGCAGUAAGAAAUCAAAGACUUCGUCAAAAAAAGAAGUCUACGAUGUGAAAACCAAGACGUGGACGGAGUACAGCGAUGGCAGCCCCCAAGGACCCAGUAAGACACGGCCCACAUUCGAGCGGUAUGUCAGCAAGGAAUCCGACGGCAGCUCCAAAGUGACGUACAAGAAGAAAAUAUACGACAGACGCAAUAAUCGGUGGCGCGUGGUGGAUGAACGGACGGUGGACAGUACCGCCGACACGGGCUAUCCCGAAAUAGUCGAUGAUGUCAUUAAUACAACAAGAACCACAUACACCACCAAGGUGUAUGACACGAAGCUCGGCAAGUGGACUGUUGUGGACGAAAAGUCGUUCACUGAUACGAAAGCUUUCGUGCCCAAUGACAUUGCUCGUGAAAUCGAGAAAGAUAAUACCGAUGUUGCAAACAUAACGACUACAACGGAGGUAACAAAGAUUUUUGAUGCGAGCAUCAACGACUGGCGCGUUUUGGACGAAAAGGUGCACACAGAUGUCAUCGAGAAGAUCGUAGAGGCUCCCAAGAAGACCAUCUACGUGGACGAGUUUGUGGAGAUUGAAAAAAACACCUCUAUUUUGGAAAACAAUGAAAACAUUACUUUGAACUUAAAUGAGACAUCGAAACACAAAAAUAUUACCGAAAAUAUUUAUGAUGAAAUCGAUUAUGUGCGCACUGAUAAGAAACGCCUAGACGACUCAAAAACCAGAGGAGUUGCAAGGAACAAGUCCACAUCACAUAGUGAAAGGUGUAUCUGUGAAAUCUGCACAUGCGGGCGACAUCAUUGCUCAAGCAGUACAACGAAAUCUUCAGAGAAAUCGAUCAUUCAAACCGAUGAUACAGUAGACGAAGCAUAUACGAGGAUUCGUACAAAUACAUGGUCGAAAAAAGAAAAUGAAAACAUUCCCAAGCAAAACGAAGACAUUCUCGUGGACUACAUAGUAAUAAAGAAACCAGAAGACAAUUUAAGACCUGAAGGAGAGUUUACGAUUCCACAAAAAGAGCCAUACAAGCCAGGGCAAAAACGUGAGAAAAUUGUGCAUAGCGACAAUCUUCGAACGGAGGGAGAAAUGACUUUUGUUGAGAGAGAGGAAUAUCAAUAUACUGUUCGUCCUGGGUAUGUGAAGCCCACAGACAAUCUUAAGUCUGAAGGCGAAUUCUAUACUCCAGAAAAACCGAUAUAUCAACCGGGUGAUAGACCUACUCAAGUAAGACAUAAUGACAACCUUAGGCCAGAAGGUGAGUUCUAUACUCCUGAAAAACCGGGCUUUAUCCCAGCUGACCGCGUAACGCAAAAGAAACCCGUUGAUAACCUUAAGCCGGAAGGGGAGUUUUCUUCUCCAGAAAAACAGACCUACCGACCUGCCGAAAAACCAGAAAAAAUAAUACGCAGUGAUAACUUGCGGACAGAAGGAGAAAUGACGUUUGUGGAGAGAGAAGAGUAUCAAUAUGUAACACGGCCGGGACAAGUCAAGCCAACCGAUAACUUAAGACCUGAGGGUGAAUUUUAUAGUCCUGAGAAACCGAUAUAUCUCCCAGGCGACCGUCCAUCUCAAGUUCGUCCUGUUGACAAUCUGAAAACCGAAGGUGAUUUCUAUACUCCCGAACAACCAGGAUUUCAGCCUGCAGAGCGACCAGUUCAAAAGAAGCCUGCGGACAAUCUAAAGCCAGAAGGAGAAUUCGCUAAGCCUGAAAAGCAAGUUUACAAACCGGCUGAUAAAACUGAAAUAAUUAUUCGGAAAGAUAAUCUUCGCACGGAAGGAGAAAUGACGUUUGUCGAGAGGGAAGAGUAUCAGUAUGUUAUGCGUCCUGACCAAGUAAAACCAACGGAUAAUCUUAAGCCGGAAGGAGAAUUUUACAGUCCCGAUAGGCCAAAAUUCCGCCCUGGGGAAAGACCUUCUCAAAUAAGACCAGAAGACAACCUGAGACCUGAGGGUGAUUUUUAUGCUCCUGUAAAACCUGGAUUCACGCCCGCUGAUAGACCUGUACAGAAAAAACCAAAUGACAACUUAAGACCCGAGGGUGAAUUUUAUAGUCCAGAAAAACCGAAGUACAGACCGGGAGAAAGACCAUCCCAAGUCAGACCUGAAGAUAAUCUCCGACCUGAGGGUGAGUUCUAUACACCUGAUAAGCCAGGAUUCCGACCCGCUGAGAGGCCCGUGCAAAAGAAGCCAGAGGACAACCUGAAACCUGAAGGAGAAUUUUACAGUCCAGAGAAGUCGAAGUACACACCGGGCGAAAGACCCUCCCAAGUCAGGCCAGAGGAUAAUCUCAGACCAGAGGGUGACUUCUACACACCGGAGAAGACAGGUUUCCGACCUGCUGAGAGGCCUGUUCAGAAGAAGCCAGAGGACAAUCUAAAACCCGAAGGAGAAUUCUACAGUCCCGAAAAACCGAAAUACAAACCAGGCGAAAGACCUUCUCAAGUCAGACCGGAGGAUAAUCUUAGGCCAGAGGGGGAGUUCUACACACAGGAGAAGCCAGGUUUCCGACCCGCUGAGAGGCCUGUUCAGAAGAAGCCAGAAGACAACCUUAAGCCUGAAGGAGAAUUCUACAGUCCUGACAAGCCGAAGUACAAACCAGGCGAAAGACCAUCUCAAGUCAGACCAGAGGAUAAUCUUAGGCCAGAGGGUGAGUUCUACACACCGGAGAAGCCAGGUUUCCGACCGGCCGAGAGGCCUGUUCAGAAGAAGCCGCAGGAUAACCUCAGGCCUGAAGGCGAAUUUGUUAAGCCUGAGAAACAAGUUUACAAGCCUGCCGAAAAAACUGAAAAAAUUAUUCGAAAAGAUAAUCUUCGUACUGAGGGAGAAAUGACUUUUGUCGAGAGGGAAGAGUAUCAGUAUGUUGUGCGACCUGACCAAGUUAAACCAACGGACAACCUUAAGCCUGAAGGAGAAUUCUACAGUCCUGACAAGCCGAAGUACAAACCAGGCGAAAGACCAUCUCAAGUCAGGCCAGAGGAUAAUCUAAGGCCAGAGGGUGAGUUUUACACACCGGAGAAGCCAGGUUUCCGACCCGCUGAGAGGCCUGUUCAGAAGAAGCCAGAAGACAACCUAAAACCUGAAGGAGAAUUCUACAGUCCUGAAAAACCGAAGUACAAACCAGGCGAAAGGCCUUCUCAAGUCAGGCCAGAGGAUAAUCUCAGGCCAGAGGGUGAGUUCUAUACACCGGAGAAGCCAGGUUUCCGACCCGCUGAAAGGCCUGCUCAGAAGAAACCGCAGGAUAACCUCAAGCCUGAAGGCGAUUUUGUCAAGCCUGAGAAACAAAUUUACAAGCCAGCCGAAAAAACUGAAAAAAUUAUUCGAAAAGAUAAUCUUCGUACUGAGGGAGAAAUGACUUUUGUCGAGAGGGAAGAGUAUCAGUAUGUUGUGCGACCUGACCAAGUUAAACCAACGGACAACCUUAAGCCUGAAGGAGAAUUCUACAGUCCUGACAAGCCGAAGUACAAACCAGGCGAAAGACCAUCUCAAGUCAGGCCAGAGGAUAAUCUCAGGCCAGAGGGUGAGUUCUACACACCGGAGAAGCCAGGUUUCCGACCGGCUGAGAGGCCUGUUCAGAAGAAGCCGCAGGAUAACCUCAAGCCUGAAGGCGAAUUUGUCAAGCCUGAGAAACAAGUUUACAAGCCGGCCGAGAAAACUGAAAAAAUUAUUCGAAAAGAUAAUCUUCGUACUGAGGGAGAAAUGACUUUUGUCGAGAGGGAAGAGUAUCAGUAUGUUGUGCGACCUGACCAAGUUAAACCAACGGACAACCUUAAGCCUGAAGGAGAAUUCUACAGUCCUGACAAGCCGAAGUACAAACCAGGCGAAAGACCAUCUCAAGUCAGGCCAGAGGACAAUCUUAGGCCAGAGGGUGAGUUCUACACACCGGAGAAGCCAGGUUUCCGACCCGCUGAGAGGCCUGUUCAGAAGAAGCCAGAAGACAACCUAAAACCUGAAGGAGAAUUCUACAGUCCUGAAAAACCGAAGUACAAACCAGGCGAAAGGCCUUCUCAAGUCAGGCCAGAGGAUAAUCUCAGGCCAGAGGGUGAGUUCUAUACACCGGAGAAGCCAGGUUUCCGACCCGCUGAAAGGCCUGCUCAGAAGAAACCGCAGGAUAACCUCAAGCCUGAAGGCGAAUUUGUCAAGCCUGAGAAACAAGUUUACAAGCCGGCCGAGAAAACUGAAAAAAUUAUUCGAAAAGAUAAUCUUCGUACUGAGGGAGAAAUGACUUUUGUCGAGAGGGAAGAGUAUCAGUAUGUCGUGCGCCCUGACCAAGUUAAGCCAACGGACAACCUAAAACCUGAAGGGGAAUUUUACAGUCCUGAAAAACAGAAGUACAAACCAGGCGAAAGGCCUUCUCAAGUCAGGCCAGAGGAUAAUCUAAGACCAGAGGGUGAGUUCUACACACCGGAAAAGCCAGGUUUCCGACCGGCUGAGAGGCCUGUUCAGAAGAAGCCAGAAGACAACCUAAAACCUGAAGGAGAAUUCUACAGUCCUGAAAAACCGAAGUACAAACCAGGCGAAAGGCCUUCUCAAGUCAGGCCAGAGGAUAAUCUCAGGCCAGAGGGUGAGUUCUACACACCGGAGAAGCCAGGUUUCCGACCGGCUGAGAGGCCUGUUCAGAAGAAGCCAGAAGACAACCUAAAACCUGAAGGAGAAUUCUACAGUCCUGAAAAACCGAAGUACAAACCAGGCGAAAGGCCUUCUCAAGUCAGGCCAGAGGAUAAUCUCAGGCCAGAGGGUGAGUUCUACACACCGGAGAAGCCAGGUUUCCGACCGGCUGAGAGGCCUGUUCAGAAGAAGCCGCAGGAUAACCUCAAGCCUGAAGGCGAAUUUGUCAAGCCUGAGAAACAAGUUUACAAGCCGGCCGAGAAAACUGAAAAAAUUAUUCGAAAAGAUAAUCUUCGUACUGAGGGAGAAAUGACUUUUGUCGAGAGGGAAGAGUAUCAGUAUGUCGUGCGCCCUGACCAAGUUAAGCCAACGGACAACCUAAAACCUGAAGGGGAAUUUUACAGUCCUGAAAAACAGAAGUACAAACCAGGCGAAAGGCCUUCUCAAGUCAGGCCAGAGGAUAAUCUAAGACCAGAGGGUGAGUUCUACACACCGGAGAAGCCAGGUUUCCGACCCGCUGAGAGGCCUGUUCAGAAGAAGCCAGAAGACAACCUAAAACCUGAAGGAGAAUUCUACAGUCCUGAAAAACCGAAGUACAAACCAGGCGAAAGGCCUUCUCAAGUCAAGCCAGAGGAUAAUCUCAAGCCAGAAGGUGAGUUCUAUACACCGGAGAAGCCAGGUUUCCGACCGGCUGAGAGGCCUGUUCAGAAGAAGCCAGAAGACAACCUAAAGCCUGAAGGAGAAUUCUACAGUCCAGAAAAACCGAAGUACAAACCAGGCGAAAGGCCUUCUCAAGUCAGGCCAGAGGAUAAUCUCAGGCCAGAGGGUGAGUUCUACACACCGGAGAAGCCAGGUUUCCGACCGGCUGAGAGGCCUGUUCAGAAGAAGCCAGAAGACAACCUAAAACCUGAAGGAGAAUUCUACAGUCCUGAAAAACCGAAGUACAAACCAGGCGAAAGGCCUUCUCAAGUCAAGCCAGAGGAUAAUCUCAAGCCAGAGGGUGAGUUCUAUACACCGGAGAAGCCAGGUUUCCGACCGGCUGAGAGGCCUGUUCAGAAGAAGCCGCAGGAUAACCUCAAGCCUGAAGGCGAAUUUGUCAAGCCUGAGAAACAAGUUUACAAGCCGUCCGAGAAAACUGAAAAAAUUAUUCGAAAAGAUAAUCUUCGUACUGAGGGAGAAAUGACUUUUGUCGAGAGGGAAGAGUAUCAGUAUGUUGUACGACCUGACCAAGUUAAACCAACGGACAACCUUAAGCCUGAAGGAAAAUUCUACAGUCCUGACAAGCCGAAGUACAAACCAGGCGAAAGGCCUUCUCAAGUCAGGCCAGAGGAUAAUCUAAGACCAGAGGGUGAGUUCUACACACCGGAGAAGCCAGGUUUCCGACCGGCUGAGAGGCCUGUUCAGAAGAAGCCAGAAGACAACCUAAAGCCUGAAGGAGAAUUCUACAGUCAAGAAAAACCGAAGUACAAACCAGGCGAAAGGCCUUCUCAAGUCAGGCCAGAGGAUAAUCUCAGGCCAGAGGGUGAGUUCUACACACCGGAGAAGCCAGGUUUCCGACCGGCUGAGAGGCCUGUUCAGAAGAAGCCAGAAGACAACCUAAAACCUGAAGGAGAAUUCUACAGUCCUGAAAAACCGAAGUACAAACCAGGCGAAAGGCCUUCUCAAGUCAAGCCAGAGGAUAAUCUCAAGCCAGAGGGUGAGUUCUAUACACCGGAGAAGCCAGGUUUCCGACCGGCUGAGAGGCCUGUUCAGAAGAAGCCGCAGGAUAACCUCAAGCCUGAAGGCGAAUUUGUCAAGCCUGAGAAACAAGUUUACAAGCCGGCCGAGAAAACUGAAAAAAUUAUUCGAAAAGAUAAUCUUCGUACUGAGGGAGAAAUGACUUUUAUCGAGAGGGAAGAGUAUCAGUAUGUCGUGCGUCCUGACCAAGUUAAGCCAACGGACAACCUAAAACCUGAAGGGGAAUUUUACAGUCCUGACAAGCCGAAGUACAAACCAGGCGAAAGACCUUCUCAAGUCAGGCCAGAGGAUAAUCUAAGACCAGAGGGUGAGUUCUACACACCGGAGAAGCCAGGUUUCCGACCCGCUGAGAGGCCUGUUCAGAAGAAGCCAGAAGACAACCUAAAACCUGAAGGAGAAUUCUACAGUCCUGAAAAACCGAAGUACAAACCAGGCGAAAGGCCUUCUCAAGUCAAGCCAGAGGAUAAUCUCAAGCCAGAGGGUGAGUUCUAUACACCGGAGAAGCCAGGUUUCCGACCGGCUGAGAGGCCUGUUCAGAAGAAGCCAGAAGACAACCUAAAGCCUGAAGGAGAAUUCUACAGUCCAGAAAAACCGAAGUACAAACCAGGCGAAAGGCCUUCUCAAGUCAGGCCAGAGGAUAAUCUCAGGCCAGAGGGUGAGUUCUACACACCGGAGAAGCCAGGUUUCCGACCGGCUGAGAGGCCUGUUCAGAAGAAGCCAGAAGACAACCUAAAACCUGAAGGAGAAUUCUACAGUCCUGAAAAACCGAAGUACAAACCAGGCGAAAGGCCUUCUCAAGUCAAGCCAGAGGAUAAUCUUAGGCCAGAGGGUGAGUUCUACACACCGGAGAAGCCAGGUUUCCGACCGGCUGAGAGGCCUGUUCAGAAGAAGCCGCAGGAUAACCUCAAGCCUGAAGGCGAAUUUGUCAAGCCUGAGAAACAAGUUUACAAGCCAGCUGAAAAAACUGAACAAAUUAUUCGAAAAGAUAAUCUGCGCACGGAGGGAGAAAUGACUUUUGUCGAGAGGGAAGAGUAUCAGUAUGUUGUGCGACCUGACCAAGUUAAACCAACGGACAACCUUAAGCCUGAAGGAGAAUUCUACAGUCCUGACAAGCCGAAGUACAAACCAGGCGAAAGACCUUCUCAAGUCAGACCGGAGGAUAAUCUUAGGCCAGAGGGUGAGUUCUACACACCCGAGAAGCCAGGUUUCCGACCGGCUGAGAGGCCUGUUCAGAAGAAGCCGCAGGAUAACCUCAAGCCUGAAGGCGAAUUUGUCAAGCCUGAGAAACAAGUUUACAAGCCAGCCGAAAAAACUGAAAAAAUUAUUCGAAAAGAUAAUCUGCGCACGGAGGGAGAAAUGAUUUUUGUCGAGAGGGAAGAGUAUCAGUAUGUUGUGCGACCUGACCAAGUUAAACCAACGGACAACCUUAAGCCUGAAGGAGAAUUCUACAGUCCUGACAAGCCGAAGUACAAACCAGGCGAAAGACCUUCUCAAGUCAGGCCAGAGGAUAAUCUCAGGCCAGAGGGUGAGUUCUACACACCGGAGAAGCCAGGUUUCCGACCCGCUGAAAGGCCUGCUCAGAAGAAGCCAGAAGACAACCUGAAACCCGAGGGGGAAUUCUACAGUCCAGAGAAGCCGAGGUACAAGCCAGGCGAAAGACCUUCUCAAGUCAGGCCAGAAGAUAACCUCAGACCAGAGGGUGAAUUCUACACACCCGAUAAACCACGAUUCAAGCCGGCGGAGAGACCAGUUCAAAAGAAACCACAUGACAAUUUAAGGCCGGAAGGAGAGUUUUACAGUCCAGAAAGACAACCGUACAGGCCUGGAGAACGUCCAACCCAAGUUCGACCUGAGGAUAAUUUGAGACCUGAAGGAAAUUUCUACGCUCCUGAAAAGCCAGGAUAUAGACCAGGAGAAAGACCAGUGCCGAAGAAGCCCGUUGAUAACCUUAAGCCAGAGGGACAGUUUGUUCAACCAGAAAAACAGGUUUAUAAACCUGCAGAAAGAACUGAGAGAAUCAUCCAAAAGGACAAUUUACGCACCGAAGGUGAAAUGACUUUUGUAGAUAAAAAAGAGUAUCAGUAUGUUGCUAGGCCAGAUCAAGUGAAACCAACUGACAACCUAAAGCCUGAAGGAGAGUUCUACAGUCCCGAUAAAUCAAAGUAUCAACCAGGUGAGCGGGUGACCGUUGUGAGGCAAAAUGAUAACUUAAAACUUGAGGGAGAGUUCUACGUCCAAGACAAAAAAGAAUUCAAGCCUGCCGAAAGACCUAAACAGAAAAAGCCUAUUGACAAUUUGAAACCGGAGGGUGUGAUGGAUAUGCCAAAGAAGGUUACAUAUAAGCCUGCCGAUAAGGUUACAAGAGUUAUUCAUAAAGACAACCUUCGCAGUGAAGGAGAAAUGAUAUUUACAGAAAAAACUGAGUACCAGCACGUUGUAAGACCAUCUCCAGUAAAACCAGAAGAUAACUUAAAAACAACUGGGAAGUUUUACGUACCAGAAAAGGCAAUUCCUACGAACGGUGAACGCCCAGAGGCGGUUAGGCCUAAGGACAAUCUCAAGCCGGAAGGAGUAAUGUACACCCCUGAUAAGCCGAAAUAUGAGUCAGCUUCCCGCCCAGAACAGAAGAAAUAUGUCGAUAACUUGAAACCGGAAGGGAAGAUGCACAUCCCAGAAAAAGAAGGGUUCCGGCCGGCAGAUAGAGUAAAGACGGUUAUUAGAAAAGACAAUUUAAAAAGCGAGGGUGAAAUGACUUUUACCCAGAAAGAGGAAUACCAGCAUGUUAAACGACCAGAGCAAGUGAAACCAAGCGAUAACCUUAAAGUAGAAGGCGAAUUCUACACACCGGAUAAGACAACCUUUAGGCCUGCUGAACGACCAAUUCAAAAGAAACCUAAGGAUAACCUUAAACCAGAAGGUGAAUUUUAUAAGAGGACCAACCGAAGCGAAACCGAUAGCACGAUUGUUACACAAACUAUGAAAAAAGAAACGCCAAAGCGUCCCGUCGACAAUCUAAAGCUGGAAGGUUCUAUGACUGUAACCAGAAGGGAUGACUAUAAAAAUACGGCCAACAAUAGAACUGUCAAUAAAAUUCAACGCGUUCAAAAAAUCAACCACAACAGUUCAUCUAUUACUUUGGGUAGCGAUACUUCCAUCCUCAAAACGACCAAUCAAAUGAAUUAUGUAUCUGGAAAGGAUGCAGUUAAACAAGUUGAUUCCAACAGUCAAAACCCAGUUGACGGCUUAAUUGUUGUAUCCACAAAGAAGGUUACUACUGUGAUUGGAGGGCGCCACAAGAAAGAACCAGAAACUGAAUAUGUCAAGAGGCCAGCGAGGAUAAACGUAAUCGAAAAUGUUGCCAAGAAUACAACAACGACAAACAUCGAGAAUACCCAAAACAUUCACAAUGAAAGCACAUCGUUGCAAAGAAACCACAAAACAAUCCAAAACUCUGCACUGACUAUGGAAAAUAUCAGAGGAUCUGAUGUAUCCAGAAACGAUAUUGAAACGAAUAGUAGACGUGUCACCGGAAAUAUCACGGGCGGCAUUAGAUCCCAAGUGGUAUUGGGUGGAACAAUUUCUGAUACUGUAGCUGGGGACUCUUCAUCAACUCGCGUAGUUUCUGGCAGAAAUAUAACCAGCAACGUUACUGAGGAUUCGACCACGCGUGUAAUCUCAGGAAGAAACGUUUCCAGCAACAUAGCUGGUGAAUCAACUACCCGUUUGGUUUCCGGAAGAUCUGUCUCCAAUAACAUAAUUGGUGAUACCGCAAACAAAGUGUUGUCUGGAAGCACUGUAGGACACAACAGUACCGAAGGUUCAACGUCGCAGGUGGUUUCCGGAGGCCCAAGCUCCAGCACUAAUAUUGUAACAGGAAGCUCAACUUCACACAUGAGCACUUCAAAGAACUUCCAUCACCGAAAAAGUGAGUUUUCCUCCGAAGCGGACGUCUCAAAUACGGUCUUCCAUCGCAAGAGCGUAACCAGCGAUUUAAAUACUGCCAAUGGCAGCCUGACCUCCAACGGAAAGAUGCAGCGUAAAAGUAUACUCAAUCUACACGAGCAACCAUCCAGUACAACCACCCAUGGCGGGGAGCGUCAAAGCUACAGCAGCAUCCAUCGCCAGAAUCGAGACUCUGAAGUAAAUACUACCUUUACAAGUGAACGUCGAACCUGCAAUGUGCAUAAGGAAAACAGGGAGCACAACGUGAAGAACUCAUCCUCCAUGUCCCGCAUAAUUUCUGGUGGGGGUACCGGAACCGAAAGCAGAUCGAAUGUCGAACGUUCAAGGGUUACACGCACCCAAGUGUCGGGGGCUGGCAUCGAUUUUCCGUCUCAAUCUCACUCCCACGUCGGAAGCCAUGCGACCCGUCACCGAGGAAGUCAGCAUGUGUCCAGUUUAGGCGGCGGCAUCGAUUUCCCCUCCUACAGUGCUCACGGACAACACGAGCGAGUGGUCACCCGCCGUGGCAAUCAGUCCUCAAUUAGUCUGGGCAACGACAAAUUUACCAGCUCCAGUCUGUACAAGAGUGAAUACAUAACUGCCCCGAAAACGACCUGUGCUGUGCAUAAGAUUAAUCAAGGUGCAUUCCAACAUACCAGGAGUACUCAAGAACAUAAGUUCUUUAAGACUUCAAACUAACGAAGCCACCCUACGAGAAUACAUAUAUUUUGCUUUACUAAUACUCAUAUCCCAUAUUAAUAAUAAGCUAAGCUUCCAUGACAAUAUAUGUUUUAUACAAUAUACAAACCAAUCCGAAACUGAAGAUUAACAAUAAAAACCAAUUUUUGAAUCGAA